UGAGCAAGAGUCCCGGGUUCGGAGUAGGCUUGGGCUAGCACGGGCUUGGGUUGGGCCAUACAAUCAAGCUCGGCUCGUCGGGGGAUCUCAGGCCCGCAUCCUGUGAGGCUUUCUCAUGGCCGGAGCGGCGGAGCCCCACGACCUGCCAUCAUAUGCGUGGCUCGCCGGAGCCCCGACACCUUAGGGCCGCCACUACUUUGCCUGGUCGCGAGACCGCGUGCCGUCUCCCUUCGUCGCCGCCUCGCCGGCCACCAUGCUCCGUCGCGGCCGUCGGUUCCUCCCCGCCAGGCCACCCCGCCGCCGCCACUCCAAACCCCACACCGAGCCGUCCCCCCCAACCCCGCCGACCUACACCCGCGACGUCGUCCACCGCGCCACCUCCAUCCUCCGCGACCACUCCUGGUUGGCGGCGCGCCCGCUCCUCCUCUCCCUCCCGGGGCUCGCCUGGGAUUCCCACACCGUGGCGCGCGUGCUCAAGACCCACCCGCCCCUCCAAAAGGCCUUCCUCUUCUUCCGCCUGGCAGCCUCCGCGUCCCCCACCUUCCGCCACGACCGCUUCACCUACACCUCCAUGAUCCACCUCCUCGGCGAGGCCGGCCGCGUGCCCGCCAUGCUCCGCCUCCUCGCCGAGAUGCUCCGUGCCGGGGUGGCGCCCGACGCCGCCACCUUCACCACCGUCAUGCACUGGCUCGCACGGGCCGGGGACGUGGACGGCGCCAUGCGGGUGUGGGCGGAGAUGAAGGCGCGGAGCCGCCCCACCGUCGUCAGCUACACGGCGUGCGUGAAGAUCCUGUUCGACGCCGGGAGGGCGGAGGAGGCGCGGAGGGUGUUCGAGGAGAUGGUGGCCGAGAGGCUGCGGCCGACCUGCAAGACGUACACGGUGCUUAUCGAGCAUCUCGCGGACGCAGGAAAAUUCGAAGCUACACUUGAGAUUAUGAACAAGAUGCAAGAAGCAGGCGUAGAACCAGACAAAGCACUCUGCAAUAUUCUAGUCCAGAAAUGUUCCAGUGCUGGUGAGACAUCGGUUAUGACUUGCAUUCUUCAGUACAUGAAGGAGCAUUUCAUUGUUCUUCGUCGACCUGUUUUUUUGGAAGCACUGGAAGCUCUAAAAGCUAGUGGCAAGAGCGAUGAACUUCUUCGGGAAGUAAACCCUCAUCUUUCAUAUGAAGGCAUUGAAUGUGACCCAAUAUUGUCUGAUCAAGGCUACAUUACUGAUAGAAGUACUAUUCUUUACCUUUUGGCUGCAAAAAACUGGUCCUCUAUAGAAGAAAUGAUAAAUAAAUUGGCCCCAAAGAAUGUAAAAAUGGAAACCCAUAUCCUGUCUGAUGUUAUUGAGGCCAGCUGUGCAGACUGUAGACCAUCUUGUGGACUCACAGUUAUGCGUUAUAGUUUAAGAGAAGGCAUUGUACUUGAUAGGUCUGCAUAUAGUUCUCUUCUUGGUCAAUACAUCAGAAAUGGUUCGUUGGAUUUGGUCUUAGAGAUUGUUGAAGGAUUGAUUAAAUCUGGUUGCAAACUUGGGACAUACCUGUCAUCUAUCUUAAUACUCAGACUGGGCUAUGCUGGGCAUUCGGCAUAUGCAGCUCGUAUUUUUGGAUUGUUGACUUCAGACAAGAAUGUUGUUACCUACACUGCCCUUAUGAAUGCCUAUUUUCAAGCUGGCAAAGUUGAUAAUGUUCUUGAUCUAUUCACACAAAUGAGAACUUCUGGAAUAUCUGCUUGCUUGGGUACAUACGAAGUGCUGAUACAUGGCUUACAAAAGGCUGGGCGGAAACGGGAAUCAGAACAUUACCGAAGAGAAAGAAUGGAUAUGCAAUGGCAUCUUCAGUAUCGUAAUCAGUGCUCACCUGAAGAUAGCUUAUGUAACCAUCUGUUUUGUGCCCUUCAUGGUUAGAUUUUGGAAGAUGGUUUGAUUGGCAAUGUUCUAACUAUUCGCUCAAUGUUUUAGCUUCA
Phragmites australis (common reed) is the source of this 1950-nucleotide messenger RNA. RefSeq names its product pentatricopeptide repeat-containing protein At2g01390. The record is from RefSeq and is a predicted model, not a curated record. Bases 254 to 1891 code for a protein of 545 amino acids. The transcript is spliced from 2 exons. NCBI's taxonomy places the organism in Eukaryota, Viridiplantae, Streptophyta, Magnoliopsida, Poales, Poaceae. Gene Ontology annotation, molecular function: protein binding.